Molecule: messenger RNA, 2334 nt
Organism: Colletotrichum karsti
Lineage: Eukaryota; Fungi; Ascomycota; Sordariomycetes; Glomerellales; Glomerellaceae
Exons: 3
Coding region: 1-2334 (777 amino acids)
Source: RefSeq, a predicted model, not a curated record
AUGGCUUCUGAAGAGAUCGACGCCUUUGCGGAGACCUACUGGUCGUACAAGGUUUCCACGAAUGGCUUCCUGGACUGGCUUUGGUGCCAACACGAGAGCCUGAACCCGAAGCCAGCCAGCAUCACCAGGACUACGAAGGGCAUUCUAGCAGCUGCUGAAACUCUCUCAGAAGCUUUCCAGAAGACAGAGCAGACCGUACCAGCCUACAUUAUUAGCUUGCUACGAAACGCCAUUGCAAAGCGACAGGAGGCUGUGACUUUCUACCGAGAGCUUGGCGCUGAUGACGCUAAGCACAGAAUCUUCAUCCACAGGCAAGUACUAUCCCAGACCCUGCACAUCUUGACUCCGUUGAUGGCUGAGUCCAAGAAUCACAAUGCGAAGCAGCCCAUCCAUGAAAAGAAAAGGACUGCAAACUUCUUUGCCUCUCUGGUCACUGUUGAGGACGUGGAAGAUGAUGACAGUGUGGAAACCUUGGCCCAGGCAGAGCCCGUGAGCCAGGAGUCAGCAAACACACAAACUCAAUCUGUGUCCACAAAGAGAAAACACUACAAUGGGCUUGAGGACGACGAGCUUCAGGAACGAGUCGAGACUGCAUUUCUUCUCAAGGCAAUUGAAGAUAUGAAAGCCCUCCUCAAAAAGUACUGGACCGAAGCAGCACAGGGAUUGAUUCCUAUACCAGUGGCGUCGUGGCUCACCAGUCUUGUCUUCUGGCACUGCAAGCGGAUGAGCUUGAAGCAUUUCCCGGUUUCCAGCAACGUCUUUGAGUGCCAGUGCCGGCGCACUCACAAAUUCUUCGCCAAGCGUCCUAAGCUAGCCUCCGCUUUCCAGAUUUCAGACCUCUCAGGCGCCGUUCGAUUCUGCAUCUUGGCUCACGCUAUAAAUGACCAACAAAACCUCGCCGCUUGGCUCCAUAACCCUUCAAUUGCAGGCUUUAGCUUUUCCCAAAUCUUUGUGAUGGGGAUGGAUACCCAAGAAGAGUUGCUUCCUCUGAGAGAGCUUCCCACCCGUCUUCCUGAUAUCGACGACGAGGAGGAACAGCCCGAGAUCUGGGCUGUCAUGGAGAUCUUCAAGAACAUCAACAAAGACGGCGAAAAGAAUCGCGCAAUUGCAGGUUUGGAGAAUAUGAAGUUCCCAAUGAUGCGCGGUGAGCCCUGCGAGCCCAUUUUAGCUCUUGCAUUGGACGCGGUCAAGACGACAGACUCCCAUCACUCGGUGGACUUGACAUUUGGUCUUGACCUCUUUCUUUCUAGCUACGAGGCCUUUCUUUGGCCAAAUGGCAUACACAACAACCAGAAUUGCCGUCUCCAGUCCCUUCGUCUGGCAAAGCAAGUCCAAGACAGCGUCCGACCAACCAUCAAGCAGCUGCGAAUGAUGAGCCAAGUCGCCGGGGGCUUUUCGGAAUGGGCCGAUUCCCAUCAAGAGUUUCACGACUUCUUGGGCGCAUACCUCUGCGAGAACAGAUUCGACUUCUACCAUCGAGCCCCUUGGACCGCAGGAAGUCAUAUGACAGAAAUCCUCUACAAGGCCUCGAUUAUAGGCCAGGCAAUCUGCGCAAAAGUCCCAAUUGUCCCAUCGACUCUACAUCUAUACAAUGCUCUGCGCAAGUCCUCUUUUGGCCUCUCUGAAAUCCCUCUCAUGGAAGAGCUUUGCGAACUAUUCAAACCCACAGCCUUUCUCGGCAACCGACCCGAUGACAACUUUGCAUCUCACUUCCGCAGAUCGGUCCGUGGCUUUCAAACUGUCAAGGAGAUCUCCAAGAGCGCCUUCUAUCACCCCGACACGCUAGACUCUGGAUUCGACGUCGCUUGCGUCCCAGUAUGCAACCUCAAGUUUAUCGAAUCGGUAUUUGGUUUCCAGCACGUCAACGAGCACAUCAUUGGCUUCGACUUCAUGGCCAUGGUAUUCGGGGAGACAUGCAGAACACCCUUGACCCCCAAGGAGAAGGAGAAGCUCAGAAAGAGAAAGUCGGAAGAAUCUCCCACGGCCUUUAUCGAGAGAGCCAAGUCUUUAAUUGUGACGGAGUUCCAGGGCGCUCUGCCCAUCGCACGAGUCGACUUCUUCCGCGUCUUCAUGCUGUGUUCCCGGAUCAUGGAGACGUUUAGCCAGCUCGCCACCGACUGGAACCUCAUUCGCUUCUCGCGCGAUUUCGGUUGUCACGGUCUCAGGGGUGCCGGCAUGGUUGAGCCUAUUCUGGAGCAGAUUACCAGGCAGUGCGACACGAAGAAGGGGAGAGAAGCCAUUGCGAACUAUCCCUUGUGUCAUUCUGCCGCCUUUGCUAUCCGAGAUGCUGUGAGCAAGGACGCGAAGCUGUCGCAAUUUCUCUUCGAUGUCUGA